AUGUCCGCCAGGUUAAAUUGGACAAAAAAGAACUCGGAACUCGGAACAUCUCCUGCCACUCAAUUUCAAAACCUCCAGCCUCGAGAUGGGAUUGGCUGGAUGCGAUACAAAAACACCAACAACCAAACUCCUAACGAAAACAACCAUAUCACUUCAACUCUAAAUACUACUUCAAGUAAAUCUACCAGUACUUAUGACCAGUGCACGAGUACUAAUGCAAAGGUCAGAAGUACUGAUAAUCAGGUCACUAGUACUGAUAAUCGGACGAAAAAUGAUGUGAUGAGACAGAAUAGGGCGGUAGUUACUGGCCAAGGCCAAUCCGACACAAAUUUGAAAAUUCGAAAUUUCGAGAUUUCAUACCUGAGGGAAGAUGGCGUUAUGUGUGGCGGGAAAAAGCUGGCCGGUCACGUGACAUUCCGGAAUGACGAGGAAGUUGCUGUGGAAAGCGUCCUCAUCAUUUUCCUCAUCUCACAUUUUCCCGGCUGGAUUGCAAUCCUUCCCAUUUUCAAUCCAACUUCCGGAAAACCUCCCACACACCAUUUCCGGCAUAACGAUGAUGGUAAUGAUGCCGACGAUUUGGUGGUGAUGAAACACUGGAAGGAGUUUAUUAUUAAGAAUGAAGUGAUGUUCAGCGAGAAAGCCCUGCUUCCGAUUGAAAAGAUCACGAAUAGGCAAAACCAAAUAUUUGGCCUGCUGACACUCAGUGACGUCAGAGGAAAGUGGAAAGUAAAAAAGACUGGGUUUUUCCCGGGCGAGUCCAUAGAAGUUCACGCCGACAUUUUCAACGGGGGUAGGGUCAAGGUCGUCGAAAACAAGGUCACGCUCGUUCAGCACAUCCUCUAUAAAAGUCAUCGCUGCCCAGAUAAUCAAAUUUCCGAACGUAAGAAACUCUCCACUAAAUGCAAGAGCACUAUUUUAACCGACGCCUGGGGCUUCUGGCGAGAUCAAAUUCCGAUCCCUUCUAACGCCACACCAACGACCAAUAAAAUUGCAGAAUUGAUCGAGCUGUCAAUCAAAUUAGCUCCGCCCCUCAAACCAAUCAGAAGCGAGAUUGACAUAAUAAUUGGGAACUUGGAAUACCCAGAUGAAGCUAUAAAUAUCAUUCAAAACAUAAACAAAGAAACCAACAACAACAACCACAAUAAUAAAAAUAACAAGAAUAAGGAAAAUAACAACAUUAAUAAUAAUAAAAUUUGUUAUAAUAAUAAUAACAUUUCGAAAAUAUACUAUAAUAAUAAGAUUUUAAGCGAUCUGAAUUUAUAUUUAGAUGAUGAUAAAUCAUUCUUCUGA
Messenger RNA from Helobdella robusta, 1290 nucleotides. RefSeq lists its product as hypothetical. NCBI's taxonomy places the organism in Eukaryota, Metazoa, Annelida, Clitellata, Rhynchobdellida, Glossiphoniidae. The transcript has 9 exons. Bases 1 to 1290 code for a protein of 429 amino acids. The record is from RefSeq and is a predicted model, not a curated record.